AUGGCCAGCUCCCCAGGCCUAGAACACGAGGCAUUCACACAAUGGGCCCUUUCCAACGGCGUUCAGAUCAACGGCAUUGCUCCAGCCCGGUUCCCCGGCCGGGGGACGGGAAUGAUUGCCACACGAACGAUAGAAGAGAACGAGACCAUUCUCAUGGUUCCCCCCAAAUCAAUGGUCAACAUUGACACCAUUCCGGAGUCAUUCGUGCGCCGCCUCCCAGCUGGCGCAUCCAAACACGCCAUCAUCGCGGCCUACCUGACCCUCGAAGCGCCCAAGGACUUGGACGCCUGGCGCAACGUGUGGCCUCAGUGGGCGGACUUCGAAGAGAGCAUGCCUAUUCUCUGGCCGGCGCAUCUCCGCCGCUCGGACUCGAAGUAUCAGGAAGAGCACAUCUCCCCUGGCCCGAAGAUCCUGCCUCCCGCAGCGUCGGGGUUGUGGAACACGUUUUCGAACGACCCCCUCGAGGAUGACCCAGUGAAAGAGUAUCAGGACUUGCUGGCGCAGCAAGAAGAACGUCUCACGUGCGCGUGGGACAAUGUGGUGGCCGCGUUUCCGAACACGGACCGGGAGACGUUUGUCUACCACUGGCUGAUUGUGAACUCGCGGAGCUUUUAUUACGUAUCCCCAGGAAAGGACGUUGGCGAGUGGGUUGACGCCCUGACUUUGGUGCCUUUUGCGGAUUAUUUCAAUCAUGCAAAUGAUGAUGUGCGUUUGACUAUGGCGGAAACAAAUGAUGGUGCUCACGCGGUGAUAGACGGGUUCUUCCUGGAUGACAACCCCAACGAUGCCAUUUUCCUCGACGACAUUAUACUGCGCGAGUUUACACUAUCAGACAGAAAAGCCCUCUCCUCGCGCAUAACCCAACCCACCCACGAGCAGAGCGGUGGGUACGCCAUCGAAGUCACAGGGCCGAAUAUUUUCAUCACAUACGCUGCAUGUCUGAAGUAUAUGACUCGUAAAGACUGGAACGCGUAUAUAGAAAGAGGCUCGGCAGCCUUUAAUGCCGAAAAAACAGCACAGAUUAUCAGUGACUGGGUGAUCAUAUACCUGAACGAGAGCGAUAUCGCCAUGAUGGCCAUCCAGAAAAUGCUGAAUAACCGCGCAUCAGACCGUGAUGCCGAGGCAGAAAGGAAGAAGCUAUUUAUCCUCCUUCGGAGAUGGCGACAGAUCAAACGGUUGUGUCAGAUGGCCUUACAUUCGCUUACCCAGUCUAACUGGUUUGAGAGCCGGCAAGGAUAG
Messenger RNA from Aspergillus terreus NIH2624, 1239 nucleotides. RefSeq lists its product as uncharacterized. Gene Ontology annotation, biological process: peptidyl-lysine monomethylation. The record is from RefSeq and is a predicted model, not a curated record. Gene Ontology annotation, molecular function: protein-lysine N-methyltransferase activity. NCBI's taxonomy places the organism in Eukaryota, Fungi, Ascomycota, Eurotiomycetes, Eurotiales, Aspergillaceae. The transcript has 4 exons. Bases 1 to 1239 code for a protein of 412 amino acids.